CAGACCCGGGUAGGGCCGCGGCCACCGGAAGAGUCGCAGUCUCCAGCGGAGCCGGGAGAGUGGGGAGCGGAAGCGGCGGCCGCGGUGGCGGCAGGCGGCGCUGGGACCCGGGAGCGACCGGAGAACAAGGGAGCUGGCGCCGCGGCCGGCCGCCGAGCUAGGCUGAGCCGCUGGGCCGCGCCGAGGGCCGUCGCCGCCCGAGAGGCCCGGCCCGGCCGCCGGAGCAGGCCGCGCGCGGGCCGCCGGGCCCGAGGCCGGAGCCAUGGGCGAGACCAAGAUCAUCUACCACCUGGACGGGCAGGAGACGCCGUACCUGGUGAAACUGCCCCUGCCCGCCGAGCGCGUCACCUUGGCGGACUUUAAGGGCGUUCUGCAGCGACCCAGCUAUAAGUUCUUCUUCAAGUCUAUGGACGACGAUUUCGGAGUGGUGAAGGAGGAGAUCUCCGACGACAAUGCCAAGCUGCCCUGCUUCAAUGGCCGGGUGGUGUCUUGGUUGGUGUCUGCUGAGGGCUCACACCCAGAGCCAGCUCCCUUCUGUGCUGACAACCCAUCAGAACUGCCACCGCCCAUGGAGCGCACGGGAGGCAUUGGGGACUCCCGGCCCCCAUCCUUCCACCCUCAUGCUGGUGGAGGCAGCCAGGAGAACCUGGACAAUGACACAGAGACAGACUCCUUGGUGUCUGCCCAGCGCGAGCGGCCACGCAGGAGGGAUGGCCCAGAGCACACAACCCGGCUAAAUGGAACUGCAAAGGGGGAACGGCGGCGAGAGCCAGGGGGUUAUGAUAGCUCAUCCACCCUUAUGAGCAGCGAGUUAGAGACCACCAGCUUCUUUGAUUCGGAUGAGGAUGACUCCACCAGCAGGUUCAGCAGCUCCACAGAGCAGAGCAGCGCCUCACGCCUGAUGAGAAGACAUAAGCGGCGGCGGAGGAAGCAGAAGGUUUCGCGGAUUGAGCGGUCCUCGUCCUUCAGCAGCAUCACGGACUCCACCAUGUCACUCAACAUCAUCACAGUCACUCUCAACAUGGAAAAGUACAACUUUCUGGGCAUCUCCAUUGUGGGCCAAAGCAAUGAGCGUGGUGAUGGAGGCAUCUACAUCGGUUCUAUCAUGAAGGGGGGUGCUGUGGCUGCAGAUGGACGCAUCGAGCCAGGAGAUAUGCUGUUACAGGUAAACGAGAUCAACUUUGAGAACAUGAGUAAUGACGACGCAGUCCGGGUACUGCGGGAGAUUGUGCACAAACCGGGGGACACCCUUGCUUUCAGGCCCAUCACCCUGACUGUAGCCAAGUGCUGGGACCCAAGUCCACGUGGUUGCUUCACACUGCCCAGGAGCGAGCCCAUCCGGCCCAUUGACCCUGCAGCCUGGGUCUCCCACACUGCAGCCAUGACCGGCACCUUCCCUGCCUAUGGCAUGAGCCCCUCCCUGAGCACCAUCACCUCCACCAGCUCCUCCAUCACCAGCUCCAUCCCUGACACAGAGCGCCUAGACGACUUCCACCUGUCCAUCCACAGUGACAUGGCCGCCAUUGUCAAAGCCAUGGCCUCCCCUGAAUCUGGGCUGGAGGUCCGAGACCGCAUGUGGCUCAAGAUUACCAUCCCCAACGCUUUCAUCGGCUCGGAUGUGGUGGACUGGCUAUACCACAACGUGGAAGGCUUCACUGACCGGAGAGAGGCCCGCAAGUAUGCCAGCAACCUGCUGAAAGCCGGCUUCAUCCGCCACACUGUCAACAAGAUCACCUUCUCUGAGCAGUGCUACUACAUCUUCGGUGACCUCUGUGGCAACAUGGCCAACUUGUCCCUCCAUGAUCACGACGGUUCCAGUGGCGCCUCUGACCAGGACACGCUGGCCCCUUUGCCGCACCCAGGGGCCGCCCCUUGGCCCAUGGCUUUCCCUUACCAGUACCCGCCGCCCCCACACCCCUACAACCCGCACCCAGGCUUCCCAGAGCUGGGGUACAGCUAUGGUGGGGGCAGCGCCAGCAGUCAGCACAGUGAAGGCAGCCGGAGCAGUGGCUCCAACCGGAGCGGCAGUGACCGGCGGAAGGAGAAGGACCCGAAGGCGGGGGACUCCAAGUCGGGCGGCAGCGGCAGCGAGUCGGACCACACAACCCGCAGCAGCCUGCGGGGGUCGCGGGAAAGGGCGCCCAGCGAGCGCUCGGGGCCUGCCGCCAGCGAGCAUAGCCACCGCAGCCACCACUCCAUGGCCGGCAGCCUGCGCAGCCACCACACGCACCCGAGCUACGGCCCCCCUGGCGUGCCCCCUCUCUACGGUCCCCCCAUGCUGAUGAUGCCCCCGCCGCCCGCGGCCAUGGGGCCCCCGGGAGCCCCCCCGGGCCGCGACCUGGCCUCUGUGCCCCCCGAACUGACAGCCAGCAGACAGUCCUUCCGCAUGGCCAUGGGAAACCCCAGUGAGUUCUUUGUGGAUGUGAUGUGAACAGGGCCCCUCCCCCACUUGCAUCCCACUCCCGCACCCGGGCGGCUGCGUCCCUCUCUCCGUCCGUCCGUCUUUUUUACUUUGUCUGGUACCUGAAAGGGAAAUAAAUUGAACUAAAUUCAGGCGCGCUAACUGCUCGCUGGGCGCAGCGAGGGCGGGGUGCACCCACCGAUCGCCACUGCGGCCCCUAACCUGCCACCGGCCCCAGCUUGCCCCUCUGUCCACUAACCGCUGAGGGCCUUCCCAGGAUCCUUCAUGUUACUGGGACCCGACUUGCUGGUGCUGCUCCUUAUUCCCCACACACACUUCAGGAGUUGAACCCAGCGGUGCCCUUGAGGGCCUGCUCACCCCUUUAUCCCCACCUUCCGCCCCCCGCCCCUCCCCCCGCCACCGGCACCCCCGCAGCAACCUUGCACCGUUCAUUCCAGCUACAUCAGCCCUCCAUUAACCGUAUCCCCUUGAGCAUGUGUGCCAAUCUCUUAACUUUUCCCCCACAGUACUGACACCAAAAAAUACUUGAUUCAGCUGCCCCUCUUCCUAACUGCUCCCGCCCCACAGUGGUGGGGGGCUGCCACAGUCCUGCACCCUAGAGCUGUAGUCACUUCCAAUAACCAUCUAAGCUAUCUCAGCUUGUGCCUGCCUUUACUAGAAGCCCGAAGGGCCCCCUCAGUUGCCUGAGCUGCUAGUGGCUUCCAGGAAGCAUAUCUGCUCUACCCCUACAUCUGUACUCCCAUGCCUGUCCUGUGUGCUGGUUCCUUCAGACCUCUAACUCUACUAACCACUAGGCUCAUCUCACCUCUGGGCCUGAAACAUUUCUUUUCUUUCUUUUUUCUUCCCUCAAUUUUUCCUGGGCCUGGAGCAGCCAAGAAUUACGGGCUGUUUGACUUUCUGUGAGCCCCCAGCAAGGGGAGGCCCAGCCUCCGAGGAGACCAGGAACUCUGCUUCAGCAGCCCCUCAGGGCUUCCCAAGGAUGUUCAGCUCCCACACCCCCACUUCAACAUGUUGAGUCACUAGGCUUUUGGGGGGGGCUCCAGCCUCUCACCCAUGUAUGAGACUCUGUUCCCCUUUCCAGAGAGUGCCCCAUCCUUAUGUCUCCUCUCUCUCUAUUUCUCUCUCUCUCUCUCUCUCUCACACACACACACACACACACACACACACACACGCACACACACACACACA
Molecule: messenger RNA, 3610 nt
Organism: Mirounga angustirostris (Northern elephant seal)
Lineage: Eukaryota; Metazoa; Chordata; Mammalia; Carnivora; Phocidae
Gene: DVL3
Product: dishevelled segment polarity protein 3
Exons: 15
Coding region: 263-2431 (722 amino acids)
Biological process (GO): intracellular signal transduction; canonical Wnt signaling pathway
Cellular component (GO): cytosol
Molecular function (GO): frizzled binding
Source: RefSeq, a predicted model, not a curated record